This is a messenger RNA of Cladocopium goreaui, 720 nucleotides long. NCBI's taxonomy places the organism in Eukaryota, Dinophyceae, Suessiales, Symbiodiniaceae. The record is from the annotation of a GenBank genome assembly.
AUGGAAGCUUUGUUGGAAAGAACGCUGAAUAGGAUUGAGAACCUUGAAGGAAAGAUGUCAGAGCAAGCCAGAACAGUGACUCCAGCUGACCAGCCCAAGGAAGUGUCUCCUCAAACUGCCAAACCGUCAGAGAAACCCAAGGGCAUUCCUGAGCCUUCUCCUGAAGAUGAGGUGUCUGAAAGCGAAGGAUCUGAUGAUGAUGACGAUGAAUGGGUCACAACACCUUCCGGUCAACGAGUGAACAUCACUUCUGACGCUCUUCGAAUGAGAGCAAGAAGAAUGUGUGAACGCAAACCGACCGGUCGCUGCAACGUGGACUCAGCCACGGCUGAGGCAUACAAAACCGGAGGAGAAUCCCGAGAGCUGCUGGAAAUGGCCCUGCUAGAAUGUCUGGCAAAACACGGGGUCUCAAGAAAAUCGUACAAGAAAGUGAAGGCAGACUUUGUGACGAAGUGUCGCCUUGUCCGUGAGAGAUUGGAAAGCCGGCAGACGGAGGUCAAGGGCAAGUGGAUGACCCAGGAAGCCAUGCGCAAGCAGUUUUCAGUUAAGUCCAUCAAAUCGAUGGUGGCCUACUGCACCAGAUUCCCGGAAAGCCUUGUACGGGCCUGGAAAUACGAUGACAAAGUUUCUGAGUAUUUCGUGAUCACGGAUGAUCAUGCGCUGCACAAGAAGGAAGACACCACGGCGGAGCGACACGAGACAGAGCUCGAUGAAACUUAG